Molecule: messenger RNA, 1428 nt
Organism: Alternaria viburni
Lineage: Eukaryota; Fungi; Ascomycota; Dothideomycetes; Pleosporales; Pleosporaceae
Exons: 2
Coding region: 1-1428 (475 amino acids)
Source: RefSeq, a predicted model, not a curated record
AUGUUUGAUGCAGACGAUGGUGUCAAAGCGUCUGAUUCGCUCUCCAAUAGCUACCUCGGCAGGCUACCACAGGAAUUGCGAGACGAGGUUUACAAGCAUUACUUCACGGCGCGUGGUGGCUAUCGCAUCGAUCCCACCACGAACACCUUGCGUGCAGUUGAUGGAGAUCCCAUCAAUCUUUCAUUGAGAUCAACAUGCCACACGAUCGCAAAAGAGACGGAAGGGUUAGCGCUCCAAUACAACACCAUCCACGCCACGACUGCCGAAGAGAAGCGCUUCGCAAGGGCAGCUUACAACUCGUGGAGAGUAACAAAGGGGCAUUCCUUCGAUCGUCACAAGGCUCUGGUGAAGCUCUCUAGAUGCAUUACCCCAAGUGUAGCCGAUGAGAUCCUGGAAGGCUUCCCUCAGUAUAGGGACGCGCUGCAGGAGUUGAUAGCAAACAGAAAUAGGGAGGGGUCAGGUAGGGAAUACAUGCGCUGCACUCCUCCCACAGCUACAGAAGCCUGGUCUACGGAGCUGAAGUUCGUCUCUCGCGCCGUGAAAAUAAUGAAAGAGCGCUUGGAUCUCCCCGGUACACUCUUCAGAGCUAUAAGCCAACUGCAUUUCUGGGUGCUAUCAGAGACCGACCCGGAGCAGCAAGCGCCCUGUUGGGAAUUCCAGAGGAAAACGAACCCUUUCGAAAUCGCUUUCAGCCGGAUCGAUGGAAGGCCUGUUAUGAAGGAAUAUAAACCGUCAUCCUGCUCUUCCGCAGCGGCCGUGGCAAUACGAUUCUGGAACGCCCUCGACCCGAAGACCCGCAAACAAAUCCGACGAUUCGACAUAGACGAGGAUAGGCGCUCCAAAUUCUUCCCCAUGUGCCAUGCGAAGGGCUUCAUCCCGUUGUGGCGAGAGAACCCAAAACUUCGCAUCAAUCGUCGCGUCAAUCUCAUGAAUACUAUUGUCGAAGAAGCUCGUCAACCUCAUAUGAAAGCUUGGCAUCGGCAGCAUGCGCAUCAUGCAGACAGUAGGUGCUGUGGAAGCUCAAAGCUCAAGAUCAAGGCUGACAAGCGCACAGAACUGAAGACACUUUGGGAUUGGAUCGCCGAGGUCAAAGCACUACAUGCUGCAUUUGACAUACCCAAGGGGGUUUUCGGUCUCAUCUUUUAUUCUGAAGCGUCGCCUGAAGACACUAAAAAGAUAGUUGACGUUAUGCAAGAAGCGGCAGCCUGGCAGAUGGCGCUCGACAAAGUAGCGAAGAGCGGAAACGCAGGUAACAUGCAUGCUCUUGGGUUCAACUACUCUGAUUACCUUUGGGACCCACGCGGGCUGGCGUGGCAGGAGUUGCAAGAUAUAUCAAAGGGUUCCUCGGUGAUCAAGUGCGACUUUGAUAUGGGCCAGUCUGUGGACCCAAAGGACUUAAGUAUUGACAAAUGUGACAUCCUCAAUUAA